Porites evermanni is the source of this 1029-nucleotide messenger RNA. NCBI's taxonomy places the organism in Eukaryota, Metazoa, Cnidaria, Anthozoa, Scleractinia, Poritidae. The record is from the annotation of a GenBank genome assembly.
UUUUCUAAAUCGUUUUGCAGAAGCUCUGUGGUGCUAAUGGAAGCCAGAAACAGCAGCUUGGUUCAAACAUGCUUUUUCUUGGAAACGGUGGAUUUGACACACAACAGGAAUAUACUAAUCUCGGAAAUCCUUAUCUGCGUUCUAAACUCUUUAUUCUCCGUAACAGCUGUGUCGUUCAACAUAUUAGUGCUAUUAAUAAUCUGGAAAACUCCACUUCUUCAUUCGGCUUCCAAUAUCCUUAUUUGUCGCCUCGCCUGCUCCGAUUUAGUCAUCGGUCUCUUGGCCCAGCCGCUACUUGUCGUCUAUAAAGUGGCCGAAUUAAAAUAUAAUCAUAAAACCGCUUGCUAUGGAAGACUCAUUCAUUGGAUCGCUGGUUUUGUAUGCGCCGGGGUAUCGGUCAUGACAAUUGCCACUAUAGCCGUGGACAAGGUGCUUGCUCUUACUUUACAUCUUCGGUAUAAACUUGUUGUUACUGAAGCUCGUGUGAUAAAAGUCGUAUUCACCUUUUGGUUUUUUUGCGUUGCUGCAGGCGUUUCUCUGUUCUUCGCUAAUUCAGACAGAUAUUGGACACUUAUUCCACUGCCAGUGCUAAGUAUUAGCUUGACAACAACGUUUGCGUCGUAUUUUGAAGUAUUUCGAGUGCUUCGUCGUCAUCAGAAGCAAAUCAGGGCUCAAACCCGCUCAGCGUGGACAGUCUUCAAUAUGAAAAAAUACAAGAAAUCUGUGUUCACCAUGUUGUAUGUUCUAGCAAUGUUCCUGGUCUGUUAUAUUCCUUUUUUGACAGCCAUGGCUGUACGAAUCAUGGUCGGCUAUAACAAUUUAAUCAAAAUGGCUUACGAGUGGGGUGCGACCGUGGUUUACCUGAACUCCUCGCUGAAUCCAUUACUUUAUUGGAUCAGAAUGCAAGAAAUAAGAGCUGCUGCUUACAACUUAUUGAGGAAACUACGGGGCAGUGAAAGCGAGAGCAAAAUAGAAAGUAAAGUUUAUAGAAUUAGUGCUUUAAAUGAAGGAAUCAGCCACUACGAGUAG